Messenger RNA from Ostertagia ostertagi, 237 nucleotides. The record is from the annotation of a GenBank genome assembly. NCBI's taxonomy places the organism in Eukaryota, Metazoa, Nematoda, Chromadorea, Rhabditida, Trichostrongylidae.
AUGGAUAUGGCUGAACAGGGCGCCUUGAGAGAUCUACUUCUGUACAAAAUGUUCGCUGAUCGAGAGACGGAGAUCUUCCGCGAACUUAUCGAUCCGAACUUUCCUGACCUUGUCGACGUUGCAAAAACAUGUCCUCUGGUGAUGGUGAACUCCAACGAACUGUUCGAGUUGACUCGACCAACACUCGCGAAAGUUGUGAAUAUUGGAGGUGUUGGCAUCCAAAUAAAGGAUGCCUAA